CACAGAUUAACGUCCUUUGUUGCACUUUUUCACCAUCGAACAAUAACUAAGGGAGGACUGAAGUGCCCCCGAUAACUGAAUUUCUACCAGCUCCAGGACGCUGCACUUACUGCUUAUCUCACUAAGGAGGUGAACAAAGGAUGAACAAGCUUCGCUGUGGCUGCAGUAAAGGCUUGAAUAGAAGAGGUCAGUAAGCAGCUGAGGAUGAAGAAGUGGGGAGACCGACUGAAGAAGGUUGAGCAGCUGGCUCAGUCGUUUCAGCAGAGUCCCUUGGCCACACGCUACAAACCUCGACUGUGGCCAUGUCAACCUUCUUCCAUCUGGAAGCUCUACCCUCGUCAAAGUUUGGCUAUCAGCUUCGCUCAGAGCUGCAAAGAGGCUGUUCACGUUUUUGCACUUGAAAAAGAAAUGUCACCCCAGGGUCAGAGGAUCUUCCUUGUUACCAGUUACAGUGAGCUGUGGCAUUAUUACAGGACCUACACUCAGACCUUGAUGCACUGCUAUGAGGUGAUACCAGAGGGCACCGUCUGUAAGCUUUACUUUGACUUGGAGUUCCACAAGCCGUCAAACAAAAAGGCUGAUGGGAAAAACAUUGUGUCGUCACUUAUCCAGUAUGUUUGUGAAAAGCUGAUGGACAUUUAUGGGAUUGAAUGCUCUGCAAAAAACAUCCUCAAUCUUGAUUCCAGCACAGAAGAGAAGUUCAGUCGUCAUCUUAUCUUCAAUCUCCAAAAUGCGGCUUUCAAAGACAACAUACAUGUUGGUGCAUUUAUUCAUGCAGUUCUUCAGCAAGUCUUGAGCAUAACCAAAAGUGGAAGUUGUUUGGAUGUUGGGAUUAAUUCAACAGCAGAAAACAGUGAAACAGGAGCAAAUGCUGAUCUUGAUGUGAAACCAGCAAAGACAGAUGAGGAGGCUGAAAGACCGCAGACCAAAAAGCGUAAACAGGAAGAGAGAGACCUCAGCUUCCUUCGGGUGAAAAACAAAGAUGGCCAAGAUUGUCUAUUUGUUGAUCUGGGAGUUUACACCAAGAACAGAAAUUUCCGCCUUUAUAAGUCAUCAAAAGUGGGAAAGAACGUUGCCUUCACCGUGGCAGACGACAACAAGUUCAUUACCAAACCUGAGCAGGGCGUCUCUGCAGAGGAAAGCGUAUUCUUGGCAUCAUUAGUCUGUAAUGUGAGCUUCACAGGUCAGAGGAUUCUUACGUGGGACAUCCCACAAACAAAGGAAAGUAAAAGCACAGGGCCUCUUUGCCAGCAGGAAGCAGUGAUAAAUCCAGGCACAAUCUCUGGCUGCCUGUCGUCUCCUCACCAAGAAGUGGAUGACUUUGUGUUAACUGUGGUUAAAAAGGAUGGCAUACAAGGAAGCAUCAGACGAUGGAGCUACUUUGCCGCUGAACAACUGCUCGUCUACGACAUCGUUAAAUACCGCUGGUGUGAAAAUGUGGGCCGGUUCCAUAAAAGCAACAACAUUAAGAUUGUUGUGGAUCUCAAAGAAGAAGCUUGGUACCAGAAGUGUCACGAUCCUGAAUGCAAGAACUUCAGAUCCUCAAGUCACCCGCUGCCACAGGAGAUCUGCGUCAGCUACAUCAUGACACUGGAUGAGGAGGACCAGGGGUACUUAAUGGAUGAUGCUGGCAACAUUGAACCCAGCCAGACACCAAAGCAGGCGUCACUGAGCAAAGUGUGUCCAGAGGAGGAACCUGCUGAUGCGUGGGGAAGCGGACAGGAAGACCAGGACUACUUAGAGAGCCUCGAGGACUUUGAACAGAAAGGCGGGGAGAUCUCAGAUCAGCUUCUGCUCAAAUGCAUGGCAGACUUUGAUUCCCCUUAGAAGGUGAUGUUUGCACUGACAAA
This is a messenger RNA of Scomber scombrus (Atlantic mackerel), 1850 nucleotides long. It is a transcript of the gene primpol, whose product is annotated as primase and polymerase (DNA-directed). The transcript is spliced from 14 exons. Gene Ontology annotation, biological process: response to UV; mitochondrial DNA replication; error-prone translesion synthesis. NCBI's taxonomy places the organism in Eukaryota, Metazoa, Chordata, Actinopteri, Scombriformes, Scombridae. Gene Ontology annotation, molecular function: chromatin binding; DNA-directed DNA polymerase activity. Gene Ontology annotation, cellular component: mitochondrial matrix; nucleus. Bases 205 to 1827 code for a protein of 540 amino acids. The record is from RefSeq and is a predicted model, not a curated record.